Messenger RNA from Linum tenue, 2762 nucleotides. The record is from the annotation of a GenBank genome assembly. Lineage: Eukaryota; Viridiplantae; Streptophyta; Magnoliopsida; Malpighiales; Linaceae.
CAUGCCCCAUGGGCUCAUGCGACAGCUUCUGUUAUUCCCUUGAAAGCUCCCGCGAAAAAUGACCGAAUCGAAUCGAAAGCAUAUCCGAGGGAAUCGCAGGUGAUCAGAAUCGCAGAUGACUCAGCGCCUGCCUGCCGCCGCCGCGAUAAACAAACUUGCUUUCUUUCUCCGACCGUCGUCUAUCUACUCACACGCGCUCUUGUACCACUUGUAAAUCCCCUCAAUCAUUUUGCUGGGACCGGCGUCUCUCCUCCGGUCAUCCCACGUUACUUUAUUGAACGAUUGAUUCCUUCCCAUCGAGGAAAACCCAAAUCAAUUAUUAGGAAAAAUGGGGAAAGAGAAACCCAAAUCAAUAACUCUCUCAUUAUUAUAUCGCAUCUGCUUCAGCCGCCGCUUCUCCAGCUCUCCUACUCCUCGAUUCCUGCUUAUAUAAAAACCCCUCGUCGGUAGCCACCACCCUCCAGAAACUCGCCACCCUCCGAAAACGCUUCGGCUCUCCAGUUCGGCAUUUCUCCCCUUGAUCUUUCGCGUUUCUCCGCGGUCCCAUCAAUGGCCGGAGCCGCCGAGGGAAACGGUCCUGCCGCCGUUGAUGCAGGGAUGGACGGUGGUGUUCCUGGGCUUUCCGCCGUGAUUCCAGGGUGGUUCUCAGAGAUCAGCCCAAUGUGGCCAGGGGAGGCUCACUCUAUGAAGGUGGAGAAAGUUCUGUUUCAAGGCAAAUCCGACUACCAGAACGUUGUUGUGUUCCAGUCAGCUACAUAUGGGAAGGUUCUUGUGUUAGAUGGGGUGAUACAACUUACUGAAAGAGAUGAGUGUGCAUAUCAAGAGAUGAUUACCCACCUCCCACUUUGCUCCAUCCAAAACCCCAAAAAGGUGUUGGUUAUUGGAGGAGGUGAUGGAGGUGUCAUUCGCGAAGUGUCUCGCCACGCUUCUGUUGAGCAGAUCGAUAUGUGUGAAAUUGAUGCCAUGGUGGUUGAUGUGAGUUUAGCCAAAUCUCCCCAUUUUCUGCUUCACACAUAUCCAUUGUUAAACUCUGUCAACCCUUUUACAGGCGUCGCUUUCCUAAAGGCGGUUCCACAUGGCACUUACGACGCUGUUAUAGUUGAUUCCUCGGAUCCAAUUGGGCCUGCAAAAGAGCUGUUUGAGAAGCCUUUCUUUGAGUUGAUUGCCAAGGCUCUUCGCCCUGGCGGUGUUGUUUGUACGCAAGCUGAGAGUUUGUGGCUGCACAUGCAUCUCAUUCAAGACAUUGUGUCUAACUGUCGUGAAAUCUUCAAGGGCUCUGUUAACUAUGCUUGGACCACUGUCCCUACAUAUCCGAGUGGAAUGAUUGGCUUCAUGCUUUGCUCCACUGAGGGCCCAGCAGUUGAUUUCAAGAAUCCGGUGACCCGUGUUGAAGGUGAAGGGAGUCACCCCCAAGUUAAAGGGCCAUUGAGAUUCUACAAUGCAGAGAUUCAUUCUGCAGCUUUCUGCUUACCAUCAUUCGUGAACAAGGCAAUUGGCUCAAAACUCCGGUGAAAGAUGGAAAAACUGGAAAGGGCUUAACAAGAACAAAUCACCGGACUAAACAACGCAUCAUGACGUAUACAUUAUAGAGAGAGUAAAGCUGUGUGUAAGCUAAGCUACUGAUUAGGGUGUAGCCAUGUUCAACAUUAUUAAGCAAUAAAAGACUGCAUUUGCUUUUGCUGAUUUCCCUCUUGUCUCUCUCAAAUAAUCUUCUCGUCUUACACAAGAUUUGUGCCCCCUUGCUUCUCCGAAUCAACUUUCUUCUCCAGAAACCUCCUUUUACAGUCGUAGUAGUAAACAGUACAAACUACCCAAUUCACCACUUCCCCAAACCAAACCAACCCGCCUUCUCCUACAGCAAUCAAAACCACCAUAGAUCCAGAUUCCUUGUUCAGAUAACCAUAGUACCCAAAUACCAUCCUCAAGAAAACCCUCCAAACCAGGAAAACAACCAUUAAUAGAAAUCCCCUGCCUCUGCAUCCCCUGCUGAUAUACCCUGCGACCCCAAUCCCAAUAUACCCGUGCUUCUCUUCCAGGAUAGACACCACCAAACCCACAUUCCAGAUCGCGCUCCACUCCAAAUACUUCACCACCAAGGCACUAGCAACUAACCCGAAAACCAUCUGAGAAAGCAAUCCGUUGACUGGGAAAGAAACCAUUUGGACGACGAACGAUACAACUCCAGCCAAUGUCAGCCAAACCAUAGCUAAGUUGUAGAUUGAUGUGAUGUAUGGCCCCCUCAAUGAACCCACUUCCUGAAAUGGCUUGAUGAACAACAUUUCCUUCAAGCUUCCGGCUUCCUUCUCCGCAUAAAUUGUCGAUGCUGAGUGAACUAGAACGAUGGUGUUUAGGACAUUCAGGAAAUGGCCGAUAGUGAGGUAUGAGAAGGCCGAGAGGGCUAGUGUUGGAGCAAGCCGCUGGAUCAAUCCCAAGGUGGAGUCUAGUGAAUACCUCGGCGGGAAAGAGCAGAGUGGCCAAUGCGUCCCGCAGAUGGGAUCGUAUACCGCAACGAAGUUGACUCCUGCUUCAUAGAUGAGCUGGUGAAGGACGAGGUGUUGCCAGAGGAAGAAGCAGAAUGCAGGGAGUGAAGUGAGGAAGGAGAGGAGAAUGAAUGUGGGAUUCUUAGCUGGGAUUUUCAACGAUUCCUUGAUAAUACCAAGGAAUUCUAGCUUGUCUUUAGUGAUUAACUCGGUGCUCUCCAUCAUUUUUUUCUGUGUUGGGUUUACUGCAUUGAUCUCUGCAGAAGAGAAAGAUGCAAGCUU